This is a messenger RNA of Geodia barretti, 1097 nucleotides long. The record is from the annotation of a GenBank genome assembly. Lineage: Eukaryota; Metazoa; Porifera; Demospongiae; Tetractinellida; Geodiidae.
CCAUACUAGAUAGAUAGAGGGAUAGAAUCAUUUACAAAGCAGGACUCCCCACUCUCUCAGAAUACCGACAGCCUCAGACCUGCCAAUGGCCAUGAGGUACCGCGUCCUCCAGAAAACGUACAAACAGAUGGUGGAGUGUACCAGUCCCUACAUCCAUGGACUGGGGCUGUUCUGCCGGAGAGACAUUGAGGCUGGGGAGAUGGUGAUAGAGUACGCCGGCACCGUCAUUAGGUCCGUCCUCACGGACAAGAGAGAGAAGAUGUAUGAUGCCAGGGGCAUUGGUUGCUACAUGUUCAGGAUAGAUGCAGAUGAUGUAGUGGAUGCUACGAUGUCUGGCAACGAGGCCAGGUUUAUCAACCACUCCUGUGAGCCAAACUGCUAUUCAAAGGUGAUAACAGUGGAUGGACAGAAGAAGAUAAUGAUAUUUGCUCUAAGGAGGUCAGCCACGCACCAGCUCCAUUAUAAUUAUUUUACAAACAAGGCUAGAUUGGCACAUAUGUAUUUGACUUCACGGGUCACUUCCAAUGUUACGUCCAUAAUCAUGUAAUUCCGUGUCAGUGUGUGUGGAGAGAUUUGCACAAUUGAAUGCAGCAUGCAAAGAGUUAACUUAGAAGCUCCUCCCACCACUGUAGGAUCGUACCAGGUGAAGAGCUGACGUAUGACUACAAGUUUCCUCUGGAGGAGGCCAAGAUACCUUGCAACUGUGGCACUAAACGAUGUCGCAAGACCAUGAACUGACCACACCCCCUUCUCAGUGAACUGACCACACCAUCUGACCACGCCCCCUCUUCUAGAACUGACCACACCCCCUCAAUAUGAUGCUUUCUCUCUACUCUUUCCCUCUCUCUCAGUCUUUGAUGCACAAGGUUUGGUGGCUGGUACUAUAUUAUGGCCGUUUUCUCUUCUCACCAAAUUUAUCACCAAAAAAUCUAUUAUCCUUGUGGAAUUUUUGUUACAUUUCACCUUAUAAACCCUUCUGCAAUUUUAUUUCAAAGUGAUAUAUACUAUUGUUUGACCAGUUCAAACCAUUCUCUGAAAAGUGUCUGCCUACACGAGGAGGAAUAUUAUGUUUGCAUGUUAAUGCAUACUAACCGGCC